AUGACGUUCACUGCAAACUCAGACCUCGACUUGCUCUUUGAUCCGAAAUGGUUGGCCGAGAAUCCGGAGCUGGGAUCAGACUUGCACAUCCGACCACUGUCUAAGACCGAUUAUGAGCGAGAUCACCUCAAGCUACUGGCCGGCUUGACUUCUGCUCCCGACACUGGCCUGACCGAUUAUCAAGCCAGGUUUGAGCUCCUACGAGAUGUCAACAAGGCCACCCCGGGUAGGCCGAGUUACUGUAUAAUCUGUAUAGUUCGCAAGUCGGACGAUAGACUCGUCGCAUCCGGGACCCUCCUCUUGGAACAUAAAUUUCUUCGCGCUUGUGGAAGUGUUGGUCAUAUCGAAGACAUCGUAGUCGAUCCGGACGUCCGGGGGAAGAGCUUGGGCAAACAAAUCAUCAAGUCAUUGACCGAGACCAGCGAGAAGUUGGGCGCAUACAAAACCAUAUUGGAUUGUAAUAAGGACAAUAUCCCUUUCUAUGAAAAGUGCGGGUUUCAACACAAAGAGUAUGAGAUGGUUAGGUACACCCCUGAAGAAAUCGUUGCCCGUUACAAAAAGAACUUCUAG
Puccinia graminis f. sp. tritici CRL 75-36-700-3 is the source of this 570-nucleotide messenger RNA. RefSeq lists its product as uncharacterized. Lineage: Eukaryota; Fungi; Basidiomycota; Pucciniomycetes; Pucciniales; Pucciniaceae. Gene Ontology annotation, cellular component: endoplasmic reticulum-Golgi intermediate compartment; endoplasmic reticulum; Golgi apparatus. Gene Ontology annotation, biological process: UDP-N-acetylglucosamine biosynthetic process. Gene Ontology annotation, molecular function: glucosamine 6-phosphate N-acetyltransferase activity; monosaccharide binding. Bases 1 to 570 code for a protein of 189 amino acids. The record is from RefSeq and is a predicted model, not a curated record. The transcript is spliced from 3 exons.